AUGGAAGCAGACGGCCCCUUGGAGGAUGGAGGCACCAGUGUGGGAUCAUCGGACCAGCACGAGUAUGCAGAGAUGCCUUGGAGAACGUUGCUGGGACGAGUAGCCCCGGCUGAGAUGCCAAGCCUUGGACACAAGAUGGACACCACGCAGACCUUGGGGCGAGCUAUCCAGCAAGCCCUUCGCGCAAGCACAGCCGAGGACUCAGUGCACAUCCUCCACACCGGCCCGGCAGGGCACCAUGCGCUGAUCCAGGUGAUCUUCGAUCAUUCCAGAUACAACGGCCAAGACCUGCUGCAAGUCUUGUCCAGCCAUGCUGAGGCUUUGGAGGAGAUAUCGGAGAAUCGGGAAGGUAAUGAGCAAGACACCGGAAAGAUGAUGCAGCUGAACGAGCAUAUCACCUUGCGUCGGGUCGCGCCCCACCCGGACCCCACGGCCUGGAACCUCCCGGAUGUCGGACUCUCCGAGUCGCUCCACGCGCAGAUUUUCGAAAGUCCGGCGGCCGAAGUGCCCAUGAAGGAAGUCUACAGAGAGAUCGCCCGGCUCUUCAACAGCACGUUCGUGAUCUUCAUCGAUCUCAGCCACCUUUUUGCUGGGGAGCCUUGCAUGCUGCGCUACACUCUAUAUCCGGACCAGGACUUUGAUGUGCAGUGGGACGAGAUUCGGGCCUUAAAGAGGAAUGCUCAAGGGGCUGUCGUGCAACGCUGGCAUCUGCACCUCGACCGGCAAGAGCGGUGGGCGACAUGUUUACGGUCGGCGUCUUCCCUCCUGCCUCUCUACGGUGCUCAGAAGCCGGAGUCUGCAGAAAAGGAGAGCAUUACCGGAGUAGCUAUCACAAUAUCAGAGGUGCACUGCCGUUGGUUUUGGUCCCUGGUGCCUAGCAUACCGGCGGCCCCGAGCGACGACGGCUUCGGCUGCCGGCUUGCGAGCUUCAAGUCCAGGUUCGCUAUGGAACCGAGCUGCAAGAGAGUGGCCUGA
Symbiodinium necroappetens is the source of this 975-nucleotide messenger RNA. Lineage: Eukaryota; Dinophyceae; Suessiales; Symbiodiniaceae. The record is from the annotation of a GenBank genome assembly.